Molecule: messenger RNA, 1803 nt
Organism: Thermothelomyces thermophilus ATCC 42464
Lineage: Eukaryota; Fungi; Ascomycota; Sordariomycetes; Sordariales; Chaetomiaceae
Exons: 2
Cellular component (GO): dynactin complex
Source: RefSeq, a predicted model, not a curated record
GUAGCGAUGGCGGCGUUGGCCCCAUACACGUACAUCCAAUGUCCCUGCUCCGAUGCCGCGACACUCGGACGGCCGUCGGACCCAAACUCGUCGACAGGGGCUGACGCCGAGGAGGACGACCGCACCUUCGACCCCCGUGCCCCGCGGUCGAACUACAGCCUCUACCCGCUCGAGUAUCUGAUGUACUGCGAAGACUGCCACCAGAUCCGGUGUCCCCGCUGUGUCUCCGAGGAGAUCGUCACCUACUACUGCCCAAAUUGCCUAUUCGAGGUUCCGAGCAGCAACCUCAAGAGCGAGGGGAACAGAUGCACCCGUAGCUGCUUUCAAUGUCCGAUAUGCAUUGGGCCGCUUGCUGUGACCAGCAUUGAGACCAAGCCAGACCCAAGCCUGCUUGCCGCCCCAGACAACACGGCCGCACCUCACUCCGGGCCCUAUGCCCUGACCUGCUCCUACUGCAACUGGAGCUCGACCGAAGUCGGCAUAAAAUUUGACAAGCCAAACGGUAUACAUGCCCAGCUUGCGAAGCUGCGAAAUGGCGGAUCUACGCGGUUGACAGCCAAGGACCGCAAGGAGCGGCGUAAGGACCCGGCCUACCGUUCCCAGGGUACAAAUACGGGCGAGGGCGGAUCGGGCGCGGAGGAGAAGUUGGAUCUGGAAACCCAAUUUGCAAAUCUGAAGGCUUUCUACCAGAGCCAGCUCGCAGACCCAAACUCGAUGGACACGGGGCUCGCCGCGCUAGGCGGCCUCGGUUUCUCCUCGCCCGCCUCGCUCUCCCGCCUCAUGAGCAUCUACACCGGCGGCAGCUUGCAGGAUAGGAAAACCAGGUCACGGGUGGGCGCCAUGCGAGAGGCGAUCAGACCGGACGAGGGCCUACAGAUUGCCAACCUGGACGAGUCCGCCGCCAUCGAAGCGCUCCGAUCCGAGGGCUACGACGGCACGGCCUCGACCGCCCAGCUUGCCGACCAGCCGCCCAACCUCGGCGAGGAGCACCUCCACGGCCGCAGGCGCUUCGUCUCGGAGCUGCGUCCCAUCCCGUACCUCCUACGCACGAAGCGCUCCAAGCGUUGCCCCGUCUGCCGGCACAUCAUCAGCAAGCCCGAGUCCAAGAUCCAGACCACGCGCUUCCGCAUCCGCCUCGUCGCAAGCAGCUACAUCCCCAGCAUCGCCAUCCGCCCCUUGUCCCUCUCCGCCACGGGCGGCUCCUCCGCCUCGGGCGCCGCCGUCCCGGGCGCCCCGCUCGAGCCGCUGAAGCCGGCGCACUUCCUGCUCACCUUCAAGAAUCCCAUCUUCGAGACCGUCAAAGUCACUCUCGGCGCGCCGGCGGAGACGCCGGGCCGCUUCGCCAGCAAAGUGACGGUGCUGUGCCCCGUCUUUGAGAUCGACGCUAACACGGACGUGUGGGAAGAGGCGCUCAAGGAAGGCAGCAGCGGCAGCGGCGGCGGCGGCGGCGGCGAGAGGGGAGAGCGACGGCGGCGAAACGGGGACGAAGGCGGCCUGGGAAGCGCCGGCCAGCCGGGCGGCAACCAGCUGGAGGUGGGCAAGAUCUGGGAGCGGGGGCGGAACUGGGUCAGCAUCGUUGUCGAGGUGGUGCCGGCCCAGCUGAAAGUCGAGCCGGGAGAUGCGCCCUUGCGCGAGGACGAGGACGUGCUGGAGGUGCCCUUGUUUGUGCGCGUCGAGUGGGAGGGCGAGGCCGGCGGAGACGAGGUCAUCCCGUCGGCUGCCGCCAAGGACAAGGGAGAGGCGAAGGAGAAGCGGGAGCUGGCGUAUUGGUGCGUGCUUGGGCUGGGAAGGAUACGGCGCUAG